GGAAGUAUUUCGAUGACAGCGCCUCGGGCGAUGGAUGGAAAUCAACGGGCGUGUACAAGUUUAUAAUAAUUUGUUGCCGUUCAGCGGAAGAAUCUAAUUUUACGAUUUGUAGUGCAAAGUAAAUUGCUACCAUUCUAUAUUGUAUUGUCUAUGCAGUCGCUUUGUUAUGUGGUUGUACUGAAGUCUUCAAAAGAGUCCAGUGACGGUGUAAACUCUCAGCGAUUUGUGCUUGGUUAAAUGAAAAGGGUAGAUCUAUGAUGGAAGAAGAGAAACUGAUGCGAGGGGACCAAACGUCGUUUUACAGUUUAAUGAGGAAAAGAUGUAUAAACCAAAAAGAUUUUAGUGAUAUAACAUUUGUGGUGGGAUCACUAAAACAAACCAUUGCUGCUCAUAGGUGCAUUUUGGCAGCUAGAUCAGAGGUAUUUCGCUCCAUGUUUGUACAACAGUCAAUACACGCUACUGGGGAUCAAGAAGUGCCUUACGUUCUUGCUGACGUACGACCUGAAGUGUUUUUGACCACUCUUGACUACAUGUACACUAAUUGUUGCACAUUGACCCCUAAUCUCGCACCUGAUGUACUUGCAAUGUCAAUCGAUUACGGAUUAGAUGGCCUGCGGAGAUUGUCUGUUCGGUAUAUGCUUGACUCAAUGGUCGUUGAUUCGGUUUGUAGCGUUCUGCAGAGUGCUGUCAUACAUGGCCAGGAGGAAAUUCUUCAGAGGGCAUUAUCUUUCAUAGAAGCAAACACACGUGAAGUACUGACAACGACGCAAUUUCUGGAAUUGUCAGAACAAUCCCUCAGUGUUAUACUUAGAAGCGAAAAUAUCGAGGCUGACGAAAUUGAUAUUCUGCAUGCAGUCAGGCGUUGGUCAAGCGCGAAUCACGUCGUCUCAGGUAAGCCUAUGAGUCAAUUAGCAGCACCCAUUAUUGGACUAGUGAGACUUCCACUUCUCUCCGCAGAAGAGCUAAGCAAAGUUGAAGACGACAAUCGUGAAGAAAAAGUAAUUCCUGUCCAACAACUUGCCGCAGCAUGGAGAUUUCAUGCUCUGAAAGAAAAUGCACCACCAAGCGUAAUGGUUAGACCGAGGAAAGGAACUAAAGAAAGAGACACACAUCAAUAUUUAGUUAAUAAUUAAUUGUAUGAGUUUACAAAACUUCUACAUAUUAUGCUAAAGGAAUUAUUGGAGUUGAAUUACAUCUUUUUCAUGUUAUGCUUUAACAUUAAUAAACAGCUGAAAAUGGCUCGUUUGCUUUAAAACUGGACUAUCCAGAAAAUACCUUACAAUUAUUAUAUUGAAUGAAAAAGUGAUUUUUUGCAAUAAAUUACUCAGGACUUCAUUUUUUUUUUUCAAUUUAUUAUUCUGGGUCAUUGUCAAGUUUGAAUAACUUUACUUUCUCUGUAGAAUAAAAUUUUAACUCAACAACCACGCCCGAUGUUAUCCCUGUACACACUCUUCAGUCCUAAAUUGAGAUACUUAAUGUGUGUUUUUAUCAUCGUAUAUUCCAAAUAGUUUUAAGUUUUGCUUGAUGCUUUGGCUGUAUGCGCAGCAGUUUCUAUAACAGUUUUAAGACAUUAUAUAACAUAACCGUGUUUCUUUCGUUUUUUGUGCAUUGGUUUGAUUCUGAAUUCACGUUCAACUCACAUAUAUACCAUGUAAGUGGCGCACACUACUAAAUUUGCGUCACACAUAUUUUGCAGGUGUUACUUUUGUGCCUAUUCCGACGUUUAAUAGACCUAUUUUUUGUGCCGAUGGGAUCGGGACGAUUUUUUUCUUGUUUAUAGCUUCGUCCUUCGUAAAACGUUUUGAACUGCGUGGCCCCAUCUAAAAACAAUAUGCACCAUUGUUUUGUACUCAUCCCUUGCGGUUCAUUAGAAAGGUAGCGCGCACAAAAUUUUUUGUUUUUUUAAUUGUCGUCUUACAUAAUCUCUGCAUAGCCUCUAACCUUGUAAGAAAAAAUGCAAAAUUCAAGCCUUCAAAUAUUGAAA
Messenger RNA from Styela clava, 1984 nucleotides. RefSeq names its product BTB/POZ domain-containing protein 19-like. The record is from RefSeq and is a predicted model, not a curated record. Gene Ontology annotation, molecular function: protein binding. Lineage: Eukaryota; Metazoa; Chordata; Ascidiacea; Stolidobranchia; Styelidae.